Lonchura striata (white-rumped munia) is the source of this 708-nucleotide messenger RNA. NCBI's taxonomy places the organism in Eukaryota, Metazoa, Chordata, Aves, Passeriformes, Estrildidae. The record is from RefSeq and is a predicted model, not a curated record.
AUGGCGGAGGCGCUGGGCCGCUGGCUCUGCUCGGGCCCCACGGCCCCGGUUUGGGAUUUCGUCACCCGCCACGUCCGGAGCCAGCGGGCCAGGUCCCGGCACCUGCAGGAGCUGGAGGCCGCCGCGGCUCCUCCCGGCCGCCAGGGGGCGCUGCGGGCGGCGCGCGCGCGGCUGCGCCGGGAGCUGCGGGAGCUCGCGGCCGCCACUGCGCAUGCGCGGGACGCCGCGCGCCGCCUGGAGGCGUCGCUGGGGGCGGGGCAGGGCCGGCGGUGGGCGGAGCUUCGGCGGGGGGCGGAGCUUCGGCUGCUGGGGGCGGAGCCUCGGCCGGCGGCGCUGCGGGGCGGCCUGCAGGGGGCGCUGCAGGCCCCGCCCACCCGCCAAUCACAGGCGGAGCUUUCGGCCAUCUUGGCCUCGGGGGCGGAGCCGGAAGUUCUGGUGUCAAUCAAGGCCCUGUGCAAGGCCAGGGAGGCGGAGCUUCGGCGGAGGCCACGCCCACCUCGAGCUGCCAAUCACCCGAGGGAGGCUCCGGAUUGGCUGGCACAGGCUGAGGCCGUGCUGAUUGGCCACAGCCCGGGGGCGGUGCUCUGGGCUUUGGAGGAGUUGGCCAAUCAGAGCACGAGGUGGGCGUGGCUUAAGGGAGUGGGCGUGGCUUGGGGUGGGCGUGGCUUGGGGUCCCUCCCCCCAAAAUUCCAAUUUUGUGGUCCCUAA